Emiliania huxleyi CCMP1516 is the source of this 1200-nucleotide messenger RNA. RefSeq lists its product as hypothetical. The transcript has a single exon. The coding region runs from base 15 to 1007 and encodes 330 amino acids. NCBI's taxonomy places the organism in Eukaryota, Haptophyta, Isochrysidales, Noelaerhabdaceae. The record is from RefSeq and is a predicted model, not a curated record.
UGCGAGACAUCAAGAUGGCUGCCGCGCCAGACGAUAUCUUUGGUCCGUCCCUUCUGGGGGUGUUUGAUUUGAGCGGCGUGAUGGACGUGUUGGGCGACGCGCGGGAAGAUGCAUGGGCUGAGCAAAUGGCCGGCGUGGCGCGUCGCAACCGGCUGCCGAUGCCGACGGAUGAAGAAAAGCGGGACGCCGCGCGACUCAAGCGGAUGAUGGGCGGCUUGAUGCUUGAGCGUCUCGGUUUCAUGCACGGCUCAGUGCACCACCUGAUCGAGAACGUCUUCGCUGAGUGCGUUGAAGCUGGCACGUCUCUGAACGACACGACAUUGAACGGCGCGUUCCUGUCUCUGCUCGACACGCACGUCGCCGGACUGCGCUGCACCGCUUCGCACCAAAUCCUUGGACUCAAUGACGAGACGGCGCGGUUCACGAUUUCUCUGCCUUCUGAAGGCGCGAUUCAGCUUCCGGGCCCGCCUCCAACUGGCAUUGAACGACAUCGUUACCCAGGCAUCAUUGACGCCAACUCCAUUGACGCCAACUUUCUCUACCAUCUGCGUGAGUUGUACCGCAGACGCUUCCACGUCGCUUGCCCGAUGCAGGAGCGCGUGCUUGUAGCGUCCUCGAGUUCCGCCCAGCACGGCACGACUCGAGUGGCGCUCGUGGCCCAGCACUGCCAGCCCGCGCCUCCGAGUUCCGCCGUGCCUGAGGUCAGCCCGGAGGGGUUUGACAUCACCUCGGUGCGCCACUUCAACUCGAUCAUGCGCGGCGUGCGCGUGGACCUCCACUGGCCACGCAUGAAGGUGCUGCUACUCGCCUCGAGCCACGACGCCGAAGACGGUGAGCACUCUGGCCUUGAGCGCCUCAGCUCCGAGCUCGUCUCCCACAUCGGCCAUUUUCUUCUGCACGGCCGGACCGACCUGAGCGGCUACGAGGUCGUCGGCACGUACGCGCUUCCCUGGGAGGAGCGCCCCGAGUACGACAUGGUGAUGGCGACAUACGGCCACGGCAUGUGAGAUGGCCGAUGUGUCCCGUACCUGAGUUCCUACCCCUGUCAUACACUCACACUCUGUGGACUGCCCGGGUGCCCCGCGAGGAAGUGUCGAGUGUGGAUCGAGAGAGCAGAAGUGUCAUGGGCCCCCAAGGUCGUCCGUGGGGUGCAUUCUGAGAUCCCUUGAUCGGGACCCAUAGGUUACUAUACUUAAAAUG